Miscanthus lutarioriparius is the source of this 462-nucleotide messenger RNA. The record is from the annotation of a GenBank genome assembly. Lineage: Eukaryota; Viridiplantae; Streptophyta; Magnoliopsida; Poales; Poaceae.
AUGCUCCCGGACCGCCCGGCCCGGGAUACGAGGGCGCGCGCCUCGGAGCUGCAGCAAGCGCCACGACCGGCCUCCACUACCGUCGCCACGCACAAGGUGACCGUCCACGACCGCCAGCGCGGGGUCGUCUACGAAUUCGUCGUGCCCGAGGACCAGUACAUUCUACACACCGCGGAGGCGCAGGACAUCAGGCUGCCGUUCGCGUGCCGCCACGGUUGCUGUACAAGCUGUGCAGUCCGAAUAAAAUCAGGACAAAUAAGGCAGCCUGAAGCACUUGGGAUAUCUGCAGAACUAAAAGAUCAGGGCUAUGCUUUGUUGUGUGUUGGUUUCCCAUCUGGUGAUGUUGAAGUCGAGACUCAAGAUGAAGAUGAAGUAUAUUGGCUCCAAUUUGGGAGAUAUUUUGCACGAGGGCCUGUGGAAAGAGAUGAUUACGCGCUAGAACUUGCAAUGGGAGACGAAUGA